CUCUUCCGCCUCUUACAUCUUCUUCAAAACGCAUUCUCUACUCAUACUUCGCUCCUCCGCUACGUUUGCUUCCUUCUACAAAGCCAAAACGAAAACCAACAAGUGAUUUCGAUUGUACCAUCCCUCCGAUUCAAUCGAUUCCGAUGAUGAGUUCCGAACCGUUAGAUAACAACGAUGACUCGGAGCCUUUCGUGGAAUCAGAUCCCACCGGCAGGUACGGCCGUUACGACGAGCUAUUAGGCUCAGGCGCCGUCAAAAAAGUCUACAGAGCCUUUGACCAAGAGGAAGGCAUCGAAGUCGCGUGGAACCAAGUCAAGCUCAGAUGCUUCUCCGACGACACAGCCAUGCUCGAGAGGCUCUACUCCGAGGUCAGGCUGCUGAAGAGCCUCGAGAACAGCAACAUCAUCGCCUUGUACAAGGUCUGGAGAGACGAGAGGAGCAACACGUUGAACUUCAUCACCGAGAUAUGCACCUCCGGGAACUUGAGAGAGUACCGGAAGAAGCACAGGCACGUGUCCAUGAGAGCUUUGAAGAAGUGGUCCAAGCAGAUUCUCGAGGGGUUGGAUUAUCUCCACACGCGUAAGCCGUGCAUCAUCAUCCACAGAGAUCUCAACUGCAGCAAUGUUUUCGUUAACGGAAACAUCGGCCAGGUCAAAAUUGGUGAUUUUGGUUUAGCUGCGGUCCUGGGGGAGAACCGUGUGGCGCACUCGAUCCUCGGAACGCCGGAGUUCAUGGCUCCUGAGAUGUACGAGGAGAGGUACACGGAGAUGGUUGAUAUUUACUCGUACGGGAUGUGCGUUUUGGAGCUUGUGUCGCUAGAGAUUCCGUAUAGUGAGUGCGAUAGCGUGGCUAAGAUAUACAGAAGGGUGAGCAACGGAGUCAGACCAGAGGCUUUGGACAAAGUGAAGGAUGUCGAAGCUAAGGCCUUUAUUGAGAAGUGCCUUGGGAAACCCAAGGCGAGGCCUUCUGCUGCUGAGCUUCUUCGUGACCCGUUCUUUGAUGGGAUAGUAGAUGAUGAUGAUGAACAAGUAGAAAACAAUGACAGUAGUGCAACUGGUCGUGUUGUUUCUUGAUGAUGUAUGGAUACAUACAUGCACUAUGGUUUGAGUUUUGUGUUCUUUUUUCUUUUAGUUUGUACAGAGACCUCGGUUUGAUAUGGAUUGUAUCCAGCUUCUUCCUUUUAGUUCGUAGCUGGUUUCAAACAUGGGAGAGCGGAAUCUGCAAUUUUAUUUGAAUCAUUGAACAAAACUUUGUAAAUCAUGCUCAUUAAUCCGUUACAUACAUCAUUGUUUCUCGAAAUCAAGU
This is a messenger RNA of Raphanus sativus (radish), 1305 nucleotides long. Its product is annotated as probable serine/threonine-protein kinase WNK11. The record is from RefSeq and is a predicted model, not a curated record. The coding region runs from base 144 to 1073 and encodes 309 amino acids. Gene Ontology annotation, biological process: intracellular signal transduction; protein phosphorylation. The transcript is spliced from 2 exons. Gene Ontology annotation, cellular component: cytoplasm. Gene Ontology annotation, molecular function: protein serine/threonine kinase activity; ATP binding. NCBI's taxonomy places the organism in Eukaryota, Viridiplantae, Streptophyta, Magnoliopsida, Brassicales, Brassicaceae.